Molecule: messenger RNA, 2859 nt
Organism: Sphaerulina musiva SO2202
Lineage: Eukaryota; Fungi; Ascomycota; Dothideomycetes; Mycosphaerellales; Mycosphaerellaceae
Product: Pal1-domain-containing protein
Exons: 6
Coding region: 380-2005 (541 amino acids)
Cellular component (GO): cytoplasm
Source: RefSeq, a predicted model, not a curated record
AUCGCAGGCGGGCAUUCCACCGAGCAGAACUAGGGCCAUACCCACGACGCGCGCCAAUUGCGUCCGAGCAUUCCACCGGGUACAGGCAGUCUAGUGUGCAGGGAGCGGGACGCGCGAGAGGAGAAGGCAAACGCCCGACGCAGGUCACGCUGCACGCCACGCAAAAAGACAACAACGCCAGCCGGGGCGGCGUUGCAUCCAUAUAAACAACACUCGGCCAUUGUCCGCGUGCACACCAACGAGCGUGCAGUAGUGUGGUACAGUAUAGUACUCUCUACCGUACUGCUAGGAGCUGGGAGAAUACGAUCUACACGGCGGCCCACCCAGGUAGACGACGAAACGCACAGGGUGCGAAGGAGCGAGCAGCUUCCCAUCCUCAAUGGCCUUCUUCGCCGACGCAGCGGCGCCCGCAGGCCGAGACCGCGCGCCCGUUGGCCUGCUGUUGAAUCUCCCACCCUCCUCCAACGUCCCUGGCCCGAUGCUCUCUCCCUCCUUUUCCAGCAACAACCCCUUCAGAAGAGCAGCCUCCCCGUCGCCUGCCAUCCCGACCUACUACAACUCCUCCACCGCCGGCACGCCGCCCGCUGUUAAGCAGCCCGAACGCCCAAUGUCUACCAACCCAUUCCUCGACGAUAGCGAAGUCGCCCGCCUGCAGCAGCAGCCCGCUCGUCCAGUGCAGAUUCCGGACGAUAUCUUUAACGACCUUUCACUCCUCGACAAACCAUCUUCCAACGGACAAAACGGUGCAAACAUGGUCAAGCGUCCUGAGAAUAGAGCUCCGCCGCGACCUGGAGGCGCAGGACCACCACCACCACCAUCAUCGUAUAGACCACCGCCCGGCGAUCGCGAGCGACCACCGCGACCACUACGCAGUCCGGAUAGGAGCGGAUUUCCCCGACCGCGGCCACGACGAGCAUCAGACUCUUCAGUCAUGGAGAAAGAUCGACGACCCCGCAUGGACCGCGAGCCAUAUCGUGAGCGCACGGAGUCCUCGGAGCGCCGACGGGCGGAGCGCCGACGGGAGCGAGAGGAGCGCCGGCAGCGUGAGAAGGAGAAGGUCCGCAACGGCGAGAAGCCGAAGCGCAAGCCGCAAGGGCUAGACAUUAUAGACAAGCUGGAUGUGACUGGUAUUUACGGUCAAGGCCUUUUCCACCACGAUGGUCCAUUCGAUGCCUGUAAUCCUCAUCGCAAUGCUAAGAAGGACCGACGAGCACCAAUGCAGGCGUUCCCAGCAGAUUCCGCGAACAUGCAACUUGGUGGCGCUGGACCUCUCCGAUCACGCAUCGAUCUCGACACGUUCCACGGCCGUGGCGAGGAAGGCUUUUCGGAGUUUGCGGGAACUCGGAAGAAGACGGAAACCAACCAGUGGAAGACAGAGCCGAUCACUAUCGACCCACGGCAGAAAGUCGAGCCAGUGCACGGCGAAGAGACGUUUGGCCUGGGCACUUCUACCUUCCUAGAGGGUGCGCCUGCUAGUAGGAAAGACAUGCAGCGACGGGGUUCUGAAGACCCAGAAGUCCAUGGUGGCGGCUUGUCUAGAAAGAAGUCAAUUGCGCAACGAUUCCGUGGCAUGUCGGCCUCGAAGCGUGAUCGACCAGAUGAUCUGCGUAGCCCCGAAACGCGUUACCAGUAUGGAGGUAAGGCUAGUCCGCCUGCGCCACCAACAAGUAAGGCUAUGAGUGCAGGCGGUCCAGUCCAGGCCAGGUAUAACAAGGAUGACGAGGUCAACCCAUUCGACAACGACUACGAGGCGGCAUUCGACAAGAAGGGAAGCCAGAUCCGCAUUGCCGAGCAAGAGAAGCCGUACAGUCGACCACGAGCAGGAAGCAGCCCGAGAGCGCCACCAUUGACCAGAACGCGUACCAGUGACGCUCGACUGCCCAGCCGAAGCGGCAGAGUCAGCAGCGGAGAUGAAGAGAGACCAACUACUUCUGGGGUCAGUGGCUUCUUGAACCGAAUGCGCUCUGUCAAGGGAGGUUCACGUCGACCAAGGGCCGCCGAGUAAAGUGGCACAGUUGCGGAGCGGAGACCUUGCUCAUAUCUGAAUGUAUUUGGUCCGAAGGCAUGACAUGGGCGCCAGAAUGAUUAGGAGCCAGAAUUUGGAGAGAUACCACUACCGGACCCGGUUUGGAUGCACUUAAUAUUGCGCCACAACUGCGGCGACACGGCAUUAUAACGGCCACGUGCAGGCAUGCGGCCGGGAACAGGCAGGAAAUUGCGGAGCGAAUUGUUAAGAGCAGCUUCCAUAAGCUAUACAGACAGGAAGCAGACUUUUGGAGCAUACUUUGACUGCUGAGAAGUGCUCCACAUGCUCGCGUGACAUGUUCUAGCUUUUCCUCAUCGUGGGUAUCAUCGAAGCAUAGGUACGCUAAAGGUUCAUUCCUGUUUCCACUCCAUAUCCCAGUAUCCUCAUAAUCGAGUGAAGGUGAACGCCAUGACCAACCAUAGUGUGAAAUCAUGAGUACCGGAUAUGAUCAAUUUUCGCGCCAUUCCCUUGUGCACUCUACACAUCUGUAGAACCUCGUCAUCGGCUCAUCUGCACUUCGAAUCUGCACUUGCCUGAAAUAGGCAUUUCGACUCUCGCAGCCUUCUGCAGGACAUUUCGCUUCAGUUUGGUCGACAUUUUUCCAACUAUCGGCUCCACCGAGAAUGUCUCCGACAUCUUUGAGCUUCAUGUUUUUGCGCUCGUAGUAGCGACGGUCGAGAACCAUUUGGUAGGGACAUGUUCGGCAUUCGAAGCGGUUUUUGCCAAUGUGCAUGCUGUCUUCGGGCGCGGUGUGGAAGGAGGGGAUUUGGGAGACGAUGAGCAUGUUGCUGCAGGAGGGGCAGAAGAGGAGCAUUGUUUGAUUGAUUUGAAAU